GAAGUGCUUCACAAAGUAGGAGCUGCAUUUAACCGGCAGACGUUUUUUCGCACGUGAUUCCAAAACAGACGUUGAUAUUUGGCGAAAAAAGUUUAAAAUUAAACAAUUCGUUCGUUAUCCACGAUAGAUGAAGACUUUCUUUGUUUAACAUAAAGCCAUGGUGCUGAAUUUUGCAUACAGUACCAGGCCAACUUUAACAUGGGGAUCAUUUGCCAUCAGGUUACCAUAUUUGAAAGUAACUGGACUAUCUCUUUCCAAACCACAAAAGGUGGUUAUCAUAUCAUUGACAGUGGGUGUUGGUCUGGUGGCUUUCCUCUCUCGUUACUUGAGAAGGAGAAAAAGGACACGCCCUGCCCAGCCUUCUAGACUAGAUGCUGCUACAUUAAAUCGCAGACUGCGCUCUGGAUUCAGAAGUCCCAAUGGAGACUUCCUCUCCGAAUUUCAAAGCACCAGCCCUGUUCCCCAGAGAAUACAUCGAACGAGAUCUGCAUCGGUAAACAGUGACCGCUACUCUGUCUCUGAAGGGGCCGACGCCAAAUCAACCCCUCAACUCCUAGGAACAAUGGGGGUCGAAUCACUGGAGACGGCCAUUAAUUACUGGGAAGAUGCGCUGGCCGCUUAUCAGUCGACCAGCGCAGGAUCUGGCGCCGCGCUGCUGACGGCCGAAGAAGUCGAAUUCUGCCGCAGUUUGGAACGCGUUCUCAAGGCCGCCUACGUCCUCCAGGAUGAGACGGAACACCUUUUCCUUCACGAGCAUUCCGUCCUGUUCCAAACAGAAAGCACUGCCAAUGUGGGCUACGCUUCCGGUUCUCAGACGCCGUACUCGCGCACGUCUUACAGUUUCACGUCGGCCGAUUCUUUCGUUUCGGCGAUGAGCGACGAAGUGGCCGAUUUGGAAGAUUUCGCCGACCUGCCCGUGGACGACAGUCUGCCCAGUCUGUACCAAGGCUCGAUGAAGCAGCUGGACGAGAGCGGAAUCCCCUGUCGAGUGCUGCGCACCGAACUGACGGGCUGUCAGAGCGACAUCGAAUACCUGUGCAAAUUGCAUUGCAUCCGGCUGGCCUGUCAGGGCGUGUUCCACUUGGCCGGCUCGGACCAGUGGUUCAUCUCGGCCGGCCGUUCCUUGUUGAACGAGCUGCUGACGCUGGCCGAUAAGGAUCCUCGAGAUGUCCUUGAUGCCUACGACGCCAUGAUGGUGUUUGUCCAGGAUCAGAGCCAGCGAUUCAAAAUGGCCGCCGAAAUGGAACACAGAGGCGUCAAGGCCGUCACCUUCUUCGAUGUCGUUUUGGAUUUCAUCCUCAUGGACGCCUUCGAGGACCUGACGGACCCGCCCUCUUCCGUCCUGGCUGUCAUCAAUAACCGAUGGCUCAGCAACGGCUUCAAAGAAGGCGCAUUGGCGACAGCAGUUUGGAGCGUUUUGAAGGCCAAACGGCGGAAGCUGCUCUACCAGGAUGGCUUCAUUUCACAUUUUUACGGUAUCAUGGAACACUUGAGCCCCGUUUUAGCAUGGGGCUUCCUAGGACCGGAUUCUGAUCUUAAAAAAGCCUGUUUCAUUUUCAAAGAUCACGUCGAAGGAUAUCUGCGGGAUAUUUUUGAUUUCGAACGUGUUCGCUAUCUGACCGUCGAAGAAAUGGCCGAAGAUGUUUGGGCGCUCGCUAAAGAACGUCGCGAAGCCAUUAGUCGGCAAAUGCCCACACGCAGAUGACCAAUUGACCAUACCCAACGCUAAACUGCCCAGCUUAUCGGGCCGAAUGAGUCGGUCAGCAAUUAUUACUUUUUAAAUAGAAAUGUUUGACGCUGUCUUGCUAAAAAAUAAAAAAAAAAGCAAAGAAAACGUAGUGGUGUGGAACUCGACCGCAAAUGAAUCGCUUAUUUUCAGAAAAAUAUAGUCAUCCACCAAUCGAAA
This is a messenger RNA of Daphnia magna, 1906 nucleotides long. RefSeq names its product mitoguardin (gene Miga). The coding region runs from base 158 to 1705 and encodes 515 amino acids. The transcript is spliced from 8 exons. Gene Ontology annotation, biological process: mitochondrial fusion. NCBI's taxonomy places the organism in Eukaryota, Metazoa, Arthropoda, Branchiopoda, Diplostraca, Daphniidae. The record is from RefSeq and is a predicted model, not a curated record.